Messenger RNA from Sphaerodactylus townsendi, 5878 nucleotides. RefSeq names its product rabaptin, RAB GTPase binding effector protein 1 (gene RABEP1). Gene Ontology annotation, molecular function: GTPase activator activity; growth factor activity. Gene Ontology annotation, cellular component: endosome; endocytic vesicle. The record is from RefSeq and is a predicted model, not a curated record. Gene Ontology annotation, biological process: Golgi to plasma membrane transport; endocytosis. The coding region runs from base 145 to 2751 and encodes 868 amino acids. NCBI's taxonomy places the organism in Eukaryota, Metazoa, Chordata, Lepidosauria, Squamata, Sphaerodactylidae. The transcript has 18 exons.
UCACCGCCCGCCCCUUCGCCUGUCAGGAUGAGGCGGCCCAGGGCCGGCGGAGGCGUCGGCUGAGGCUCCGCCGCUGCUUUCCCCGCUCCGGGUUCUGACGUAGCGGACCCGGCCUCGGCGUGACGGGGACCAGCCGCAUCGGCCAUGGCCCAGCCCGGGGCUGCUGCUGCUGCCGCCGCCUCCGCCGCGGCGUCCGAGUCUGCAGACGCACUCCUGCAACGGGUGGCAGAACUGGAAAAAGUGAAUGCCGAAUUUCUGCGCACAAAGCAGCAACUUGAGCAAGAAUUUAACCAAAAGCGGGCAAAAUUUAAAGAGCUAUACCUGGCGAAGGAAGAGGAUCUGAAAAGGCAAAAUGUAGUUUUGCAGGCGGCCCAGGACGACCUGGGGCAGCUGCGGACACAGCUCAUGGAAGCCCAGGCUGAAAUGGAGAACAUUAAAGCCGUUGCUACGGUGUCGGAAAACACAAAGCAGGAAGCUAUCGAUGAGGUGAAGAAGCAGUGGCAGGAAGAGGUUGCUUCGCUGCAGGCUAUAAUGAAAGACACUGUCCGUGACUAUGAACGCCAGUUUCAUCACAGGCUGGAGAAGGAGCGAGCUCAGUGGAACCAGUACCGGGAAAACGUGGAACGAGAAAUAGCCGAGCUGAGGAGAAGGCUUUCAGAAGGCCAGGAAGAGGAGAAUCUUGAAAACGAAAUGAAGAAGGCCCAAGAAGAUGCCGAGAAGCUUCGUUCGGUAGUGAUGCCCAUGGAGAAAGAGAUCGCAAUGUUAAAGGAGAAACUGACAGAGGCGGAAGAAAAGAUUAAGGAACUGGAGGCCUCCAAGGUUAAGGAACUGAAUCAUUAUUUGGAAGCUGAGAAAUCCUGUAGGACUGAUCUAGAAAUGUACGUGGCUGUUUUAAACACUCAAAAGUCUGUUCUACAGGAAGAUGCAGAAAAAUUACGGAAGGAACUUCAUGAAGUCUGUCACCUGCUCGAACAAGAAAGGCAACAGCACAACCAGUUGAAACACACGUGGCAAAAAGCCAACGACCAGUUCUUGGAGUCCCAGCGCUUGCUGAUGAGGGACAUGCAACGGAUGGAAAUUGUGUUGACUUCGGAACAGCUCCGCCAAGUUGAAGAACUAAAGAAGAAAGAUCAGGAAGACGAAGAACAACGAAGACUUCGUAAAAGGAAGGAAGACAAACAGAAAGGCACCAAUGAUGAAUCAAAAGCUGUGUGUUCCAUAGCCCAUGACGAAUCCCUCCCACAGUUUCCUGGCGAAGAGGAGCAUGUAAAUAGCACUCAUGGCUCAGUUCACUCGCUUGACACAGAUGCGCUGCUGUCCUCGGGAGAAUCCCUCAAGUCGGACAACGAUAUGUUUAAAGAAGGCUUGCGGAGGGCCCAGUCGACGGACAGCUUGGGGGUGUCUGGGUCCUUGCAGUCCAAAACGCUAGGCUACAACAACAAAGCCAAAUCCGCCGGGAACCUUGACGAAUCUGACUUUGGGCCUCUGGUUGGGGCGGACUCCGUGUCCGAGAACUUUGACACGGCUUCCCUCGGCUCUCUGCAAAUGCCCAGCGGGUUUAUGUUAACCAAAGACCAGGAGAAAGCGAUCAAAGCGAUGACGCCGGAGCAGGAAGAGACAGCCUCCCUUCUCUCCAGCAUUACGCAGAGUGUAGAAAGUGCUUACGUCUCCCCUAGCGGUUACCGCUUAGUUAGUGAAAUGGAGUGGAAUCUCCUUCAGAAAGAGGUGCAAAACGCAGGGAACAAGCUGGGCAGGCGCUGUGACAUGUGCUCCAAUUAUGAAAAGCAACUGCAAGGAAUCCAGAUCCAGGAGGCCGAGAUGAGGGAUCAGGUGAAGAAGCUCCAGAUGAUGCUGAGACAGGCCAACGAUCAGCUAGAAAAAACGAUGCAGGAGAAACAGGAGCUGGAGGAACGCCUGAAGCAAAGCACCGAGGAGUCAGAAAGUCAGAUCUCUUUACUGAUCGUCAGAGCUCAGGAGUCUGAGACUUUACUUGGCGAAUUGCAGCAGUCGUUUUCUCAAGCUAAGCGAGAUGUCCAGGACCAAAUGGCGGUCCUGAUGCAGUCCCGGGAGCGUGUCUCCGAGGAGUUGGUGAGGCUCCAGAAAGACAACGAGAGCCUUCAAGGGAAACAUUGCCUGCAUAUCUCUUUGCAACAGGCCGAAGAUUUCAUUCUUCCAGAAUCCAGUGAGGAACUCCGUGAGCUGGUCCUCAAGUACCGCGAAGAUAUCAUUAGUGUACGGACGGCAGCCGAUCACCUCGAAGAAAAACUGAAGGCAGAAAUUUUAUUCCUGAAAGAACAGAUUCAAGCCGAACAGUGUUUUAAAGAGAACAUAGAAGAGACGUUGCAGCUGGAAAUAGAGAACUGCAAAGAGGAGAUAGCUGCUGCUUCCAGUCUAAAAGCAGAACUGGAGAGGCUAAAAGUGGAAAAGGAACAGUUGGAGUUCACCUUGCAAGAAAAGACACAGCAGCUAGAAAGCUUGCAAGAAAGGAGAAAUCAACUUGAGGAGCAGUUGAAGAAGGAAUUAGCUGCAAAGGCUAACCUGGAGCAGGUGAUGUUCGAAGAUAAAAAUAAAGCUCAACGACUGCAGACGGAGCUGGAUGUCAGCGAACAAGUGCAGAGAGACUUUGUGAAGCUUUCUCAGACCCUUCAGGUCCAAUUGGAACGGAUCCGGCAAGCAGAUUCCCUGGAGAGAAUCCGAGCGAUCCUGAAUGACACAAAACUGACAGACAUUAAUCAGCUGCCUGAAACAUGACACUCUCGAGAGCAGGGCUCUAAGGCUGCAUUUUGUGGGGUUUUUUUUUUUAAAAAAAGAAAAACCCUCAUCUUUAUAGCAAAACAUUAACUAUUAUUUAACUCUAACUGAAAGAGUGGAAGAGGACCGUGGGAUAGCUGUGGCCCGGGCGUUAUUUCUGGAAGGGAGGUUUAGCAUGGAGGUGAGAAAUUACCAUAGAGACGUGUGCAGGAGGCUGGAUGGAGGGUGUCAGCCUUCAGCCAGGUCAGAUUCGAAGUAAUCGCCACAUCCUCCCCCUUCCCUUGACCUAACACACUUCUCUUUCUCUCCUGCUCUUCCCCCUGCCCAGUUAAAAACAAUUACUAUGGUGGAAGUCCCUGCCGGAGCCCCUGUUUCCCUCUGUCCCUUUAAAAUACACGAGAAGCUGCUAAAGAUUCCUCUUCUCUGCGUCCCACCUCACCCCCACCCCACCCACCCACACACAUCAAAUGAUCGGUCACACAGUAUUUAGCAAGAUGGCAAAAGAAUGGGAUAUAGUAUGCUGCACGGAUAUUUUAUAUUAAAAUAUGAAUUUAUUUGCAGAGGACUGGAGAUUGGGUGGGUUCUCAGCUCAGCUCUUGUUUUGUACCUGGUGUUGUUUGGAAGAGCGUAGCUGCCACUGAAAAUAGAACGGAGGAGAAGGGUGCAGAUUGCUGAGAGAACUGAAUUCCUAAAGAGAAACCAGCGGCAGAUCAGGAGAAUGAUCCGCAGACCUGCUUUUUUGUAAAACAGGAGAUGCACGCUUAAAAAAAAGAUUGCAGACCUGUUUUUGGCAAGCGGCACCUUCCUUUCAGAGCUAGUAGCCAGCGACUCCUGGCUUACCUGAACUGAGCCAUCUGGCCCCGUGCCCACAGGUAUGUCUUUCUAGUCAUGUACCGGGUCGAAUUUAAAAAGUGUUUCCAUUUGCCCCAGCCGUGGGUUGCACAUUCUCGACCCCGCGAUUCUGAGCCCCAGUGAAAACUUCUGAUUCUAUAGGAUGUCCUCUUUUUUUGGCUGAGAGGUGUGAAAGAAUGGGUGGGUAGCCGUGGCCUACGACCAGUGCCUGUUGCGUUCCUAUCGCCCUCCCCAAACUAGCUGGACGGCACCUGCGCAUUGGUGUUGGGGGGCUUUUUACAAAGAGGGAACUGUGGCUGUUAAAACACUGCUCUGCAUUUUGCCCCCUCCUUUCACUUUUCCUGCCCACCCCGAAGCCCAGCCGUGUCUGUGAAACUGAUUUCCUGAAGACAGAGAUUAGUGUAGUGUAGCUUGUGGGGCCUCCCUUGUAAAUCAUGUUGAGGAUCUGGGUCCUUGCCCAAGAAACUGUUGAACUAAAUUCCACUUUGUAUGUCUUAUUAAUAUGAACAGGAGAACCAUCUUUGUACACCCAUACUUUGCAAGGGGCCUUGAUCUAGCUGGAUUUUCUUGGGCCAGACGUAUGCUUUUCUACAGGGGAAAUCCUCUAGGUGGGCUUUUUUGGGGGAGGGGAUAGGGGAAUGUUUCUCGCUAGCAUUCAGCCUGGUAUGACCCCCAAUAUUGCAAGUAAUCACUACAGAAUGAAUUGGGAUCAGAUUGCUGGAACCCACCCUCCCCUUGUAGUCGCUAGCGGAGGGGGAAUAUAGCAAUAACCAUAAAAUGAAAAUAACAAGGUUAGGAAAUCUGUCGUCAUGAAAAACACUAGGGUAGUUCACUCAUAUUAGGACUGGAAAACUAUGAACUUACUCUAGUCGAUUGCUUCAACAAGUUUCUUUUGAACCCUCAAUUACUGGGGUGGGGUUUUACCUAGUGAAUUUCCAGUCAAAUAUGUUGGAGGCUGACUUUAGUCCCCACCCCACCUUCCUUUUGACACUGCUAGAUCAUUGAAUUUCAGGAUGAGCAAAGGAUGGGUGUUUCAACUCCGGAGUCCCUCUCUUAGAAUGAAAUGCCAGCUUUAUUUAAUCACUUGCGGCUAAGUUGCGUGAGUUUUAUUAGUAGGUAACUGGCGAUGCAGAAUACUGUGCGAACAAACCACAACUUAUGAAUACUGGAAUGAUUACUGUGGUGUUGAGGUUUCCAGUUACUGCUUAGUGCCUAAAUUCUUGUCCUUUCUAAUCCGAAACCCCAGCACAAGGGUGAUGGAUUGAGACUGGACACAGGAGCAGAGCUAGCUUGAAAAGCUUUUUGGUUGGGGGAGGGAUGUCUUUAUUCUGGUAACAGGGCCUGACAACAUCACAAAACCAGGAGCCUGGAAUCCUAGGCUGAUUAUAGAUAUACAGGCCGUAGAGCACAGGUGUCAAACUCGGAGUCAUGGACUACAUCUGGAGGACUGCGAGUUUGACACCUAUUCCAUAGAGCAUUCACAGCUGUUCCAAAAGGGGAAUACUCUAUUUUGUCUUUGGCAUCAUGCAUCCUCGAAGUGUAACACGGGCUUAUUUUAAUUAUGGACUUAAGUCAUACUUCCAGAAAAAAGAAAUGUAAAAAGUGUGUGUGUCGGGGGGGAGAUGAUGCUCCUCUCAUCCUGGAAGGUCUCCGCUUCUACCAAUAUAUAUUUUUAAAAAAAACCUGGCUGAUUUUGUACCAUCCAGCCUUACUGCUCCUGCACUGACUGUAACUACCGCAACUAGGGUAAAAACACAGCGACCCUUCCUGAUCAAGAACCGUGGGCCUGCGUGCAGAACGUAGGGGAGGGGAAAGCCUGCGAGUUUUAACUCUGUUCUGUAUACUUGUACAGUCGACAUGUGCAAAAAAAGAAGAAGAAAAAUCUUCCAGCAUGUCUGUGACCGUGUUAUUGCUAACGGUUAACUGUAACCCCCCCCCCCUUAACUUCAGCGGCAUAAAACUGUGGUCUGCCUAUACCUUCUUUGGAGAGGAGAAAUCCACCUAUAAUUAUAGUCCCUUUUAGGUUUGUAUGGGAUUCACCCCUCCCCCCCCAAAAAACACAAUAAUUUAAAAAAAUCGGUUAGCCUGUUAACAUUCCAAACCCAAGCGUUUGGAAUCAAUACUGCAUUCCAAUGAGCCAAGCCGCUGGUGUCCUGUGAAACUGUGGAUGUAGAACUCUCCUGUCUACUGAAUUCAAAAAUGUAACCAUUUGUUAACUGUAUUGGAGGUAUAUCCUUAAGAAAGUGUUCCAAAUUAAAGGAGGAAAAAAGCAAAA